This is a messenger RNA of Quercus lobata, 1725 nucleotides long. RefSeq names its product zinc finger MYM-type protein 1-like. The transcript is spliced from 4 exons. NCBI's taxonomy places the organism in Eukaryota, Viridiplantae, Streptophyta, Magnoliopsida, Fagales, Fagaceae. Bases 1 to 1725 code for a protein of 574 amino acids. The record is from RefSeq and is a predicted model, not a curated record.
AUGAGAAGGUGGUUCGAUGAGGAAUAUCUCCUCAGAAAAGGUUCAAUUUCAAAUUCUUCCAAAGUCAACGUGGAAUUGCCAACAACUAAUGUUACUAUUCCAAUUCCGGAAAAUGUGGAUGUUCCAAUUCCAGAAAAUGCGGAUAUUCCAAUCUCUCAAACACAAUUUCAAAGAAUUGACCUUGAUUCUUUGGAUUAUGAUCCUGGAACACGCAAACAAAUAUGGGAAUAUCAUGUUAAUCAACGUGAUGAAAUUCGACGGGCUUACAUUAAAAAAGGUCCGCACCAACCUCCUCUAGAAACAUUCAAAAAAAGUGGAAAGCGCAAUCGUUGCUUUCAAGUUUCUUGGUAUAGAAAUAAUUCAAAAUGGCUUGAAUAUUCUCCUACAACAGAUGUAGCUUAUUGUCUACCCUGCUUUGUCUUUCAUAAUCCAAAUGUGGUUGUGGGACAAAAUACAUUCAUUGUUGGUGGAUUUAGAAAUUGGAAAAAGGUUGGGGGCAAAGAUUGUUAUUUUCAAGGUCAUAUAGGAAAAGAUUCUAACUCAGCUCAUAGAGUUGCUGAGCAAAUGUGUAAGGAUUUGAUGAACCAAUCGCAGCAUUUGCAAAGGGUAGUUGAUCAUUUCACUACUGAACAAAUUGCAAAUAAUCGGUUGCAACUGAAGGCCACAAUUUUUAUUAUUGCUGAAAUAAUAGAAAAAGCUCCAAAAAAUGCAACCUACACAUCACCUAGGAUUCAAAAGGAAAUUCUACAUGUUUUCAUAGCCAAAGUGAAGAAGGCCAUUCGGGAAGAAAUUGGUGAUGCAAAGUUUUGCAUAAUGGUUGAUGAAGCUCGUGAUGAGUCCAUGAAAGAGCAAAUGACUAUGGUGUUUAGAUAUGUUGAUACAAAAGGCUUUGUGAAAGAACGCUUUUUUGGGCUUAUUCAUGUUGUUGACACUGCAGCUUUGACUCUAAAGAGGGGGAUAUAUUCUUUGUUAUCUCAACAUUACUUAGAUAUACAAAAUAUUCAAGGGCAAGGAUAUGAUGGAGCAAGCAACAUGCGAGGUAUGUGGAAUGGAUUACAAGCUUUGAUUUUGAAUGAUUGCCCAUAUGCUUACUAUAUCCAUUGUUUUGCACAUCGCUUACAAUUGGCAUUAGUAAAAGCAUCAAAACAAGUUGUUCCCAUAAGUCAUUUUUUUCUUACAUUGCUUUUUCUUAUCAAAAUUGUUAAUGCUUCAUGCAAGCGCAAUGAGCAAUUGAAAGUUGCCAAUGCUAAUGAAAUAACACGUUUGAUUGAUCUUGAAGAGCUUGAGACUGGAAGUGGACUUAAUCAAAUUGGCACUUUACAACGACCUGUAGAAACACGUUGGAGUUCACAUUUUAGAUCAGUUUCUAGCUUAUUAAUGAUGUUUAGUUCAACUGUUGAAGUUUUACAAAAUAUAAUUGAUGGAGAAAAUCAGGCAGAAGGAGAGUCAUCUUAUAAAGGUUUAACUUCAUUUGAAUUUGUCUUCAUCUUGCAUCUUGAGAAGGAAACUAUGGAGAUCACUGAUAAACUUUGUCAAGCUUUGCAAAGCCAAUCUCAAGACAUUUUAAAUGAACUAAAUUAUCGGUUUAAUGAAGAUGCUAUGGAGUUACUUAGGCUUAGCUUAGCUUUAGAACCUCGAGAGGCAUUAAAAUCUUUCAAAAUUAAUGAUCUUUGUUUGUUGGUAAAGAAUUUCUAUCCACAAGAUUUCACAGAUUAUGACAAAUAA